GAUAUCCCGGUAUUCACAGGUCAGUACACAGUCUCUUCUAUCCUACUUCUGGGAUAUUCUAUAUUACACUUGUACUGUUAUUACAUUACACUGCCACCAUCCCCAUGGAUAUCCCGGUAUUCACAGGUCAGUACACAGUCUCUUCUAUCCUACUUCUGGGAUAUUCUAUAUUACACUUGUACUGUUAUUACAUUACACUGCCAUCAUCCCCAUGGAUAUCCCGGUAUUCACAGGUCAGUACACAGUCUCUUCUAUCCUACUUCUGGGAUAUUCUAUAUUACACUUGUACUGUUAUUACAUUACACUGCCAUCAUCCCCAUGGAUAUCCCGGUAUUCACAGGUCAGUACACAGUCUCUUCUAUCCUACUUCUGGGAUAUUCUAUAUUACACUUGUACUGUUAUUACAUUACACUGCCACCAUCCCCAUGGAUAUCCCGGUAUUCACAGGUCAGUACACAGUCUCUUCUAUCCUACUUCUGGGAUAUUCUAUAUUACACUUGUACUGUUAUUACAUUACACUGCCACCAUCCCCAUGGAUAUCCCGGUAUUCACAGGAACUCAUGCAGACUUGCUGAUCACAGUGUUCCACAAGAUCAUCACUACAGGACACCAGAGGCUUCAGCCACUGUUUGACUGUCUGUAUUGUUGUAGGAACUCAUGCAGACUUGCUGAUCACAGUGUUCCACAAGAUCAUCACUACAGGACACCAGAGGCUUCAGCCACUGUUUGACUGUCUGUAUUGUUGUAGGAACUCAUGCAGACUUGCUGAUCACAGUGUUCCACAAGAUCAUCACUACAGGACACCAGAGGCUUCAGCCACUGUUAGACUGUCUGUAUUUUUGUAGGAACUCAUGCAGACUUGCUGUCAUAAUGUUCUACAAGAUCAUCUGUA
Molecule: messenger RNA, 892 nt
Organism: Homalodisca vitripennis (glassy-winged sharpshooter)
Lineage: Eukaryota; Metazoa; Arthropoda; Insecta; Hemiptera; Cicadellidae
Exons: 2
Coding region: 212-730 (172 amino acids)
Cellular component (GO): membrane; Golgi medial cisterna; Golgi trans cisterna
Source: RefSeq, a predicted model, not a curated record